AUGGCUGCUACGAAUAAAAGUAAAAGUUCAAAAAACGUUAAAGCAAAAAAUGAUAAAGAAUCAGUAAAUAUUCCAUGUAACCGUUUUGAGAUUUUCUUCUGCGUUGGUAUAGCUGAAGAAAGUUACGAUUUGGUUAAGGUUGAGAUAUGUGAAGCAUUAAAUCUUAAAUUGAUGCAAUUGGAAAGAAGCUUGAUGGCAAUGAGAACAGCAAAAGAUUCCAAGGUAAAGAUCGGUGAAGAAAGUGCUGGGAUUAAAAACGAGAUGAAGAGAUUAUUCGCCACUGUCGUUAGUAAAGAAAGUAUGAGUUGUAGUAAUAAAGCUUACACUAAGGAAUACAAAAAACGCAGCGUUAUAUAUGAAUAUUUCACACGAAAUAAUGCAGAAAAUGCUACGUGCAAUGUAUGCCAAAAGCAAGUGAAGGCUCCAACGGGAAACACUUCGAACUUGAAGCAACAUUUGCAAAAUACGCAUUCAAGUUUGUCUGAAGAACUAAAUGCCAAAAAAUCUUGCGUUGAAGAAUCGAAAAAAAAGGUGCGUUAA
Messenger RNA from Helobdella robusta, 540 nucleotides. RefSeq lists its product as hypothetical. The record is from RefSeq and is a predicted model, not a curated record. The coding region runs from base 1 to 540 and encodes 179 amino acids. Gene Ontology annotation, molecular function: DNA binding. The transcript is spliced from 3 exons. NCBI's taxonomy places the organism in Eukaryota, Metazoa, Annelida, Clitellata, Rhynchobdellida, Glossiphoniidae.